AUGAGACCACCACGAGCAUACAGAUACAACACAGACCACCACGAGCAUACAGAUACAACACAGACCAACACGAGCAUACAGAUACAACACAGACCACCACCAGCAUACAGGUACAACACAGACCACCACGAGCAUACAGAUACAACACAUACAACCACGAGCAUACAGAUACAACACAUACAACCACGAGCAUACAGAUACAACACAGACCACCACGAGCAUACGGAUACAACACAGACCACCACGAGCAUACGGAUACAACACAGACCACCACAAGCAUACAGAUACAACACAGACCACCACGAGCAUACGGAUACAACACAUACAACCACGAGCAUACAGAUACAACACAGACCACCACGAGCAUACGGAUACAACACAGACCACCACUUGCAUACAGAUACAACACAGACCACCACGAGCAUACAGAUACAACACAUACAACCACGAGCAUACAGAUACAACACACACAACCACGAGCAUACAGAUACAACACAUACCACCACGAGCAUACGGAUACAACACAGACCACCACGAGCAUACAGAUAUAACACAGAUCACCACGAGCAUACGGAUACAACACAGAUCACCACGAGCAUACGGAUACAACACAGAUCACCACGAACAUACAGAUAUAACACAGAUCACCACGAGCAUACAGAUAUAACACAGACCACCACGAGCAUACAGAUACAACACAGACCACCACUUCCAUACAGAUACAACACAGACCACCACGAGCAUACGGAUACAACACACACAACCACGAGCAUACAGAUACAAGACAGACCACCACGAGCAUACAGAUACAACACAGACCACCACGAGCAUACAGAUACAACACAGACCACCACUUGCAUACAGAUACAACACAGACCACCACGAGCAUACAGAUACAACACAGACCACCACGAGCAUACAGAUACAACACAUACAAUUACGAGCAUACAGAUACAACACAUACAACCACGAGCAUACAGAUACAACACAGACCACCACGAGCAUACGGAUACAACACAGACCACCACUUGCAUACAGAUACAACACAGACCACCACGAGCAUACAUAUACAACACAGACCACCACGAGCAUACGGAUACAACACAUACAAUCAUGAGCAUACAGAUACAAGACAGACCACCACGACAUACAGAUACAACACAGACCACCACGAGCAUACAGAUACAACACAGACCACCACGAGCAUACAGAUACAACACAUACAACCACGAGCAUACAGAUACAACACAGACCACCACGAGCAUACAGAUACAACACAGACCACCACGAGCAUACAGAUAUAACACAGAUCACCACGAGCAUACGGAUACAACACAGACCACCACGAGCAUACAGAUACAACACAUACAACCACUUGCAUACAGAUACAACACAUACAACCACGAGCAUACAGAUACAACACAGACCACCACGAGCAUACAGAUACAACACAUACAACCACUUGCAUACAGAUACAACACAGACCACCACGAGCAUACAGAUACAACACAUACAACCACUUGCAUACAGAUACAACACAGACCACCACGAGCAUACAUAUACAACACAGACCACCACGAGCAUACAGAUACAACACAGACCACCACGAGCAUACAGAUACAACACAGACUACCACUUGCAUACAGAUACAACACAGACCACCACGAGCAUACAGAUACAACACAGACCACCACGAGCAUACGGAUAAAACACAUACAACCUCGAGCAUACAGAUACAACACAGACUACCACGAGCAUACCGAUACAACACAUACAACCACUUGCAUACAGAUACAACACAGACCACCACGAGCAUACAGAUACAACACAUACAACCACGAGCAUACAGAUACAACACAGACCACCACGAGCAUACAGAUACAACACAGACCACCACGAGCAUACAGAUACAACACAGACCACCACGAGCAUACAGAUACAACACAGACCACCACGAGCAUACAGAUACAACACAGACCACCACGAGCAUACAGAUACAACACAGCCCACCACGAGCAUACAGAUACAACACAGACCACCACUUGCAUACAGAUACAACACAGACCACCACGAGCAUACAGAUAUAACACACACCACCACAACCAUACAGAUACAACACAGACCACCACGAGCAUACAGAUACAACACAGACCACCACGAGCAUACAGAUACAACACAGACCACCACGAGCAUACAGAUACAACACAUACAACCACUUGCAUACAGAUACAACACAGACCACCACGAGCAUACAGAUACAACACAUACAACCACUUGCAUACAGAUACAACACAGACCACCACGAGAAUACAGAUACAACACAGACCACCACGAGCAUACAGAUACAACACAGACCACCACGAGCAUACAUAUACAACACAUACAACCACUUGCAUACAGAUACAACACAGACCACCACGAGCAUACAGAUACAACACAUACAACCACUUGCAUACAGAUACAACACAGACCACCACGAGAAUACAGAUACAACACAGACCACCACGAGCAUACAGAUACAACACAGACCACCACGAGCAUACAGAUACAACACAGACCACCACGAGCAUACAGAUACAACACAGAUCACCACGAGCAUACAGAUACAAGACAGACCACCACGAGCAUACAGAUACAACACAGACCACCACGAGCAUACAGAUACAACACAGAUCACCACGAGCAUACAUGAAAAAGAACAAUUCUUAA
Mya arenaria is the source of this 2709-nucleotide messenger RNA. RefSeq names its product LIM domain-containing protein A-like. The record is from RefSeq and is a predicted model, not a curated record. Lineage: Eukaryota; Metazoa; Mollusca; Bivalvia; Myida; Myidae. The transcript is spliced from 3 exons. The coding region runs from base 1 to 2709 and encodes 902 amino acids.